AUGCUUCGUUGUUCUAGAACCCUCGUGAACGGGCGUUUGUCCGCCAGAAGCGCCCCAUUGGUUAGAAGUUCGCUGCUGAAGAGAGCACAGUCGACAACCACGACCGUUCCUCCACCAAUUAAGAAAAGUCAUCCAAUCAGGAAGUUUUUCUUCAGACUGACUUUUGUUUCUGUCUCGUUGUAUGCCGCUGGUGUUUUUGCUGCCACGAAGUCGGAUCCUAUCCAGGACGCUUUUAUUGAUUACGUUCCAUACGGUGAGGAGGUGUUGGAUUUCGUUGAGAAGUGGACAAACGAACCAAUCCCAUUCACACAGGUUCCUUCCAGCGAUCCUCUGAAGGGCAAAUUGAAUGUCGAAAAGACCAUUGAGAUACCCAAGAGAGGUGUUGCUAGUGAGAAGGUUGAUCCCCUUGCCGAACAACCCGCUGGCAAACCAGCCAAACCAGCCGAAGCCGUUAAAGCUUCUACGUCGGAGGAGAUCAAGAACGUUCUUCCAGACGUUAUUUUGCCACUUUUGUCCCAGAACGAUGUUGCUGCUAUUGAUGAAACCUUCAAGUCUGUUGUCAACAGCUUGAAUGAGUUAUUGAUUCAGAUCAACACCAACCCGAAAUCACCUAACAGCGAGAGGACCGCCCAGCAGCUGCACAAAAAUAUUCAGGAGCUUUCUGAGAAGUACGCAAAACUUAGUGCCAGCCGUGCCACUGAGUUGGAUAAACUACUGGAAUCCAAGCUUGGAGACAUCAAGAAAAGCUUCGAGUCGAAGGAGGUUGAAUUGACCAAGCAAUACUUGGGUCAACUCACCGACAUAAAGGCUGAGAUCGAAAAGAAAUACCAGGCUAGGCUCGCUGCUGAGAUCGACAGUUUUCAAAAGACGCUCGAUGCCCAGACCGCCAAUCUGAUCACCCAGUUGAAGGUGGACGGUUUGAAAGAGCUCAAGACUCACAUAUCCAGCCUGGUGGAUUCAGACCAACAGGGCAAGCUCGCCAAGUUGGAAGACUUGUACGCAAAAGUUGGGAAGCUUGAAGACCUAGAAGUUGAUCUUGCCGCCAAAGUAGGAGAGGUAGUGGCUGCCAAAGACCUCAAGAAAUCCGUCAGCAAGAUUAACAAGCUGUUGAAUCUCGAGGACCCUUCUCCUACUAUUGCCAAGGACCUCGUUAAGGAAUUGACAAACUUGUAUGGUUUGACCAAACCUUUGGAUAACACCCUCAUUUUGGAGGCCAUCAACAGUUUACCUUCUAACGAGACUCUGCUCAAGUCUGGAGGUGUGUUGACGCAGGCUCAGUUAAUCUCUAGAUGGGAGUUGCUCGUUCCAGAACUCAGAUCUGUUUCGCUGCUUCCUCCAAACGCAGGUGUUCUUGGACACAUCUCGUCAUUUGUGUUCGGCAAGCUGUUGUUCUCCAAGAGUGGUUCUCCGGUGGUGUCCAAGGAUGCCGACUUCAGUGGUACUGACGUCGAAUCUGUCAUCGCCAGAGUGAACUACCACUUGGUGAGAAACGAAUUGGAUGAUGCUUUGGAAGAAGUGUGCAGCCUGAAGGGAUGGAGCAGAAAACUAGCUGAUGACUGGAUCGUUGCGACCCGUCAAAAGCUGGAGCUCAAGUUCUUGGUUGAACUCAUUGAUUCCGAGCUACAAGUCAUUGCAUGA
Kuraishia capsulata CBS 1993 is the source of this 1638-nucleotide messenger RNA. RefSeq lists its product as uncharacterized. Bases 1 to 1638 code for a protein of 545 amino acids. Gene Ontology annotation, biological process: cristae formation. NCBI's taxonomy places the organism in Eukaryota, Fungi, Ascomycota, Pichiomycetes, Pichiales, Pichiaceae. Gene Ontology annotation, cellular component: MICOS complex. The record is from RefSeq and is a predicted model, not a curated record. The transcript has a single exon.